Trichobilharzia regenti is the source of this 942-nucleotide messenger RNA. NCBI's taxonomy places the organism in Eukaryota, Metazoa, Platyhelminthes, Trematoda, Strigeidida, Schistosomatidae. The record is from the annotation of a GenBank genome assembly.
AUGUCGUCAGACUCCCACUUCUCAUUAGUUCCAAAAGUAGUAAAUGGUGGAAUUGCAGGGAUCGUUGGUGUAACGUGUGUUUUCCCAAUAGAUCUUGUCAAAACAAGAAUGCAAAAUCAGCGGGAAGGAAGCAAAUUAUACAAAAACGUUUUGGACUGUGCUGCGAAGACAUACCGCGCUGAGGGUUUCUUUGGCAUGUAUAGAGGCAGUGGUGUUAAUCUGCUGUUAAUCACUCCAGAAAAGGCAAUAAAACUAGUUGGCAAUGAUUUCCUCCGUUAUCACUUGAAACCUGAAGGGAAACCUCUAACACCUUUUCGUGAAAUGCUUGCUGGAGGAGGUGCAGGAGCUUGUCAAAUCAUUGUAACUACUCCUAUGGAGUUAUUAAAAAUACAAUUACAAGAUGCUGGUCGGACAACAGUUCCUGUGGCUAACGUGACCGGUGUUGGUAGCAAUGGUACAUCUACGGUAACCCGAUUGUCUGCUACUCAGAUUGCUAUGAAAUUACUUCAUGAAAAAGGGAUAUUUGGCCUUUAUCGUGGAAUGGGGGCUACAUUUUUACGAGAUGUAUCGUUUUCUGUGAUAUAUUUCCCAUUGUUUGCAAAUUUAAAUGCUUUGGGUCCUCGAAGGUCUCCAAAUAGUUGUGAAGCCGUAUUCUACUGGUCAUUCUUAUCAGGAUUUUUAGCUGGAACGAUUGCAGCGUUCGCUGUGACUCCAUUCGAUGUGGUUAAAACACGACUUCAAACAAUUAAACAUGUGGAAGGAGAGAAAGCUUUCAAAGGCAUUGCAGAUUGUUUCGUCCAAACACUGCGUAAUGAAGGUGUACAUGCAUUGUUCAAAGGUGCUGGUUGUCGUGUUAUGGUUAUGGCUCCAUUAUUCGGAAUAGCACAGACUGUUUACUAUCUUGGUGUUGCUGAACGCCUUUUAGGUUAUCCAAGAUAUUGA